Messenger RNA from Rotaria sordida, 483 nucleotides. NCBI's taxonomy places the organism in Eukaryota, Metazoa, Rotifera, Eurotatoria, Philodinida, Philodinidae. The record is from the annotation of a GenBank genome assembly.
AUGGAUACUUAUGCUAAUAUGUACAAGAACGUUUUCAUGCCUCUAAAACCAUCACUAAGUUUACUAGCAAGCAAUAAUGACGGUGCUGGCAAUCAGCAAUUUCGUCUAUACAUUUGGCUCAAUAAUGUGACAACAUACUAUUUGGUCGUAACCACAAAUGAACCUAUUGUUACAGCACAAUUUGCUGUGAUUGCAACUGGUUUAGGAUCAGUGACAUUUUCACCAAUCAAUGCAUCAGGUAAGAGCCGGACUUAUUUCAGCAGACUUCCUCAGUUAAGCAAAACACUGAUGAGAAGAUAAAUGUAAAAAGAUAUAAAGGGUACUGAAUUCACCACCGUAGAUAAACUCAUUUAUAGGAGUGGCACUCUAACUUUAAGCUUUUGAUGAUAAACUUUGUUAGAUUUGCAGUAAACUAACUUAAAUGUAAAACUCAUAUUUAAUUUAACGUGUUGCAAGAAUCAGAUAUAAACUUGAAGUGAAAGC